Amblyraja radiata (thorny skate) is the source of this 2637-nucleotide messenger RNA. It is a transcript of the gene wdr75, whose product is annotated as WD repeat domain 75. Gene Ontology annotation, molecular function: protein binding; RNA binding. NCBI's taxonomy places the organism in Eukaryota, Metazoa, Chordata, Chondrichthyes, Rajiformes, Rajidae. Gene Ontology annotation, biological process: ribosome biogenesis; positive regulation of rRNA processing; positive regulation of transcription by RNA polymerase I. Gene Ontology annotation, cellular component: nucleolus; small-subunit processome. The record is from RefSeq and is a predicted model, not a curated record. The coding region runs from base 21 to 2528 and encodes 835 amino acids. The transcript is spliced from 21 exons.
GGGGUGUAAGUUCAGGCAAGAUGGAGGAAGCGGCCUGUCCCGGUGCCGUUGCCGCCGCCGCGAUGCCGUCGGUGCGCCUGGUCCACCACGGCGGCAGCAGGAUCACCUCCUGCAGGCCCGUCUUCUCCACGGACAGCAGAUAUUUGUUUUGUGCAUCAGGAGACCAUGUGAAAAUAUAUAGUACUGCCACAGAGGAAUGUAUACAUGUAUUACAAGGUCAUAAGGAUCUAGUUACAGGCAUUCAGCUUAAUCCUCAAAAUCAUUUGCAGCUAUACUCUGCAUCGUUGGAUGGCACCAUUAAGCUUUGGGACUUCACUGAUGGAAUCUUAAUGAAGACAUUUUCAGUGAAUGUUAAACUACUAGCUUUAUACACCCCUGCUGGUGAUGAAAACACCGUCUUUGCUAUUGUUCCAAGAGACAAAGGAUUAUUUCAAUUGGUGUCCAUCAAACUGCCCAAGUCAACUGCUCAAGAAGUUGAUGCACAAGAUUUCACUGUCAUUUUGGAAGAUGUCUGUCAAUCACAAAAAUCAACAGCUUUUGGAAGAGAGGGCAAAUAUGUUGCUUCUGUUAAAACACUUGAGCUCCAAGUGUUUUUCUUCAAGAAGAAAAAGUCCUUCAGGUUUCCCUUGAGUUUCAAACAAACCAAAGGAUCUAAUAAUGCAUUCACGUGCGUAACGUGUCAUCCAAAGGAAGACUGCAUAGCAACAGGUCACCAAGAUGGCAAAAUCCGUCUCUGGUGGAAAUUCACCCACAAAAAGGAGUAUACAUACUCAUCACAGCAUUGGCACUACGAAGCUGUGAAUGACUUGGUCUUCUCCACAGAAGGUACCAAUUUGCUAAGUGGUGGAAUAGAAUCUGUGUUAGUUCAGUGGCGGUUUGGAUCUGAAGCAAAUAAAGACUUCCUGCCUCGACUUGGAGAGGCCAUUGAACACAUUGCAACCUCUCCUGAUGGUUUCUUCCAUUCUACAUCCCAUAGUGAUAAUAAAAUAGUGAUUAUCAAAAGCAAUCUGGAGCGUUCUGCUAUAAUUCAAGGUUUGGUUAAAGGUCAGGAUGUUUCGACUGGUAUGAUGAUUGACCCAAGGAGCAAAGCUUUGGUUCUAAAUGGAAAACCAGGGCAUUUGCAGUUUUACUCACUUCAGACUGACAAGCAGUUAUACAAUCUAGACAUUGUGCAGCAGGAAUACAUUAACCAAUCGGGGCUAAACCAGAUCAAGAUAGUCAAGGCAGCAUUUGACUUUCAUGGUACAUGGUUAGCUACUGUGGAAGAAAGAAUGGUUGAUGAAUCUGAAAUUGAGCUGCGGAUGAAGCUUUGGAUCUAUAAUGAGGAAAACCAGAGUUUCGUCCUAAAUACCACAAUUUGCAUGCCACAUGAAAACCACAUUGUAGCCCUAUGCUUUGGAAAUUUCAAUGAUUCCAGAAGUCCACCUACGUUGGUAACGGCUGGCCUGGACUGCCAAUUUAAAGUCUGGAUUCUGGGGGAUGAUUCGGAUAUAUACAGAGAAAGUAUAUGCUGGACGUGUGACUUCGUGGGGACGUAUCAUAACCUGCAGGCCACAAAUUGUAGUUUCUCCGAGGAUAGUUCCCUGCUUGCUGUCAGUUUUGAACAAAUCGUUACUCUGUGGGAUGCAGAUACUUGGGACCUGAAAUGUACUUUCUGUCAACCACCUGGCAAGAUACGACAUCUGGCCUUUGGAAGAUUUAGUUGUUCAAAGUACCUCCUUGCUACAACUGAUAAUGGGUUUCUCUGUUGCUGGAACCUUCUGUGUUGCAGCUUGGAAUGGAGUGCUCAGCUGAAUGUAAAGGCAUUGCAGGUUGAUCCUCUCUCUGAGAAUGUUGCUGUUUUCUCUGAAUUUCACAGAUGCACAGACUUGUUUGUUUUUAAGCCUAACGAGCCACGGCCUGUGUACAUGCAGAAGAAUGUGUGUGAUGUUCAAGUCAGGUGGGCUCUCUUUGUUCCAAGAGAACUGGCUGAGGAUUGCAAUUCAGAUAGCCAGCAGUGGUUGGCCAGAUCACAGCUCUACUUCCUCACAGAUUCACAGGAUUUGAUGACAUUCAGUACAAAACCAGUAGAAGAGAGACUAACGUUAUCCAGCAAGCAGCUGGCGACGGACGAAAAUGCUCCCAUGACUCCAUUCCAUGUGUUGCUGGGAAAGCACAGGCAACAACGAGAAAAAUCUGGGUUAGAAGGAGAACGAACCGCACUGCCUGAAGGAUCGGCUACAAUUAAUGAGAUGCUUCAUACACCAGCUCACGUUCUGCCAAAUGCUUCAUUUCUCUGUUUAAUGUUUAUGAAUUCGUUACUGAUUCCUAAAAUGGGCGAAAGCACAAAUGAAAAACAAGAGGAGGUGGAAAUAGAGAGUGAAAAAGAUGAAGAUGAAUCUGACAUCGAGAUGAAUCUUAUCGAAGAUGAGCAAGAAGUGAAAAAAGUGUAUUCGUCAGAGGAACUGUUACCGAAACUGACCAAAUCUGAGGAGAAAGAACUGAAAAAGCUACAGAGGACUAAUUACAGCUGGCUAUUUGCAGUAUAGACUGGAGAAAUUGAUUUUGGCUGGCAGUCAGAAGAAAUGCAAUUUUGUAUUAAAUAUUUUUUAAACAUAUUUGCAUAUGAGUAACUAUAAAGUUUUGUUUUAAAGAAAA